Zingiber officinale is the source of this 561-nucleotide messenger RNA. Its product is annotated as predicted GPI-anchored protein 58. NCBI's taxonomy places the organism in Eukaryota, Viridiplantae, Streptophyta, Magnoliopsida, Zingiberales, Zingiberaceae. The record is from RefSeq and is a predicted model, not a curated record. Bases 1 to 561 code for a protein of 186 amino acids. The transcript is spliced from 2 exons.
AUGAUGUGCCGCUCACCCGCAAGAGACGCCGAACAGACGCGCCUUUCCGUUCUGCCACCUCGGCCGUCCAAGCCUCUGCAGGGGGGUACCCCGUCUCCAGCUGCUCCCGUAACAGUGGAGGCCACUUCCUCUAAGCGAACUCCAUCUUUGGCUGAGCUGUCGGAGCCGCUCGCUGUUCAGCCGAUCACUUCCUUGCCGCCAAUUAGGCGGAAGCUCACUCCACGCUCUGCUCCGUGGGGAGCUGUAGUCGCCGCCAGGGAGAGCACACCUUCAGUACUACCGCCGUUUCCAGCGGUUGCCGGUACCUCCUGCCGCCACUGCCGCCCUCAGCAGCUGUGGGUUCUGCCAACGGCAGCCACCGCUACCUCCGUUCGCGGUCAUAGCCGCAGCGUCCAGCGGCCUUUGCCGCUGCCGAGUCCGGCGGCCAUCGUCGCUGUGUAUAGCGACCACCGCAGCCCCUCUUGGCGUCUAGCGCUGCCUCUUCUUUUGGUGUCUAGCGCCGCCGCCUCUUCAGGCGUCCAGUUUCGCCGCCUCCGGCGAUUACUGUCGCCACCGCCUUAG